CGUCCACAAGGGCCAACCAUAUCAGCAUCAGCGCAUUACACACCACACCGCCCACCAGCAGUACCCUCGUCCUUCUCUCUUUCUCCUUUCUCUCUCUCUCUCUCUCUCUCGCACGCGGGGACACGGCGCUGCCAUGGCGACCCCGAGGACGAUGAGAGCCGUGCAGUACGACAAGUAUGGCGGUGGAGCUGAAGGCCUCAAGCAUGUGGAGGUGCCGGUGCCGUCGCCGAAGAAGGGCGAGGUGCUGCUGAAGAUGGAGGCGGCCAGCAUCAACCCCAUCGACUGGAAGAUCCAGAAGGGCAUGCUCCGCCCCUUCCUCCCCGGCAAGUUCCCCUUCACGCCAGUGGGCGAUCUGGCCGGCGAGGUGGUGGAGCUGGGCAGCGGCGUGACCAACUUCAAGCCGGGAGACAAGGUCAUCUCCAUCAGCUUCCCGAGCGGCGGCGGGCUCGCCGAGUACGCGGUGGCGCCGGCGUCGCUCACGGUGGCGAGGCCGCCGGAGGUGUCCGCCGUCGAAGGCGCCUGCCUGCCGGCCGCCGGAGGCUCCGCGCUGCAGCUGCUCAAGCUCGCCGGGGUCAGCUUCGACGGGACCUCCGGCACCACCGGCCCGAAGAACGUGCUGGUGACCGCGGCCUCGGGCGGCGUGGGCCACUACGCCGUGCAGCUCGCGAAGCUCGCAGGCCUCCACGUCACGGCCACCUGCGGCGCGCGCAACGUGGACUUCGUCCGGGGCCUGGGCGCCGACGAGGUGCUGGACUACGGGACGCCCGAGGGCGCGGCCCUGCGGAGCCCGUCGGGCAGGAGGUACGACGCGGUGGCGAACUGCGCGGCGGGGGUGCCGUGGCCGGCGCUCAAGGCGGUGCUGGCCGACGAGGGCGGCACGGUGGCGGACGUCACGCCGGGGGUCGGCGCCGCGCUCACGUCGAUCCUGCAGAAGGCGACCUUCGCCAAGAAGAGGCUGGCGCCGCUGAUGCUGGCGCCCAAGCGGGAGGAGAUGGAGUGGCUGGUGGGCUUGGCUAGGCAGGGGAAGCUCAGGACGACGGUGGACUCGCGGCACCCGCUGAGCAGAGCGCAGGAGGCCUGGGCUAAGAGCAUGGAGGGGCAUGCCACUGGCAAGAUCGUUGUGGAAAUGGGAGGCGCAGAAUGAACAUGAAACAGUUUAUGUGUUUGUGUUAUGUGGCAAUUUGAGAAAUUAAGAAUUAUGGAAUCAAGAUAUACUAGCUAUAGUAUGCAGUGCAUGUAAAAACUUAUGUUAAGGCACUUACAAAACCUUAUGUUCAGCA
Molecule: messenger RNA, 1280 nt
Organism: Triticum aestivum (bread wheat)
Lineage: Eukaryota; Viridiplantae; Streptophyta; Magnoliopsida; Poales; Poaceae
Product: chloroplast envelope quinone oxidoreductase homolog
Exons: 4
Coding region: 134-1144 (336 amino acids)
Molecular function (GO): oxidoreductase activity
Source: RefSeq, a predicted model, not a curated record